Molecule: messenger RNA, 1912 nt
Organism: Thunnus maccoyii (southern bluefin tuna)
Lineage: Eukaryota; Metazoa; Chordata; Actinopteri; Scombriformes; Scombridae
Gene: trappc6bl
Product: trafficking protein particle complex subunit 6B, like
Exons: 7
Coding region: 292-783 (163 amino acids)
Biological process (GO): regulation of GTPase activity; endoplasmic reticulum to Golgi vesicle-mediated transport
Cellular component (GO): cis-Golgi network; TRAPP complex; trans-Golgi network
Source: RefSeq, a predicted model, not a curated record
UGCACUCUUCUAGGCUUAAUGCUGCCCUCUUCAUACAGUCUAUGCUGCUUACACAGUAAAGAUAACCGACGUUUGACGGAUCAUACAUGUUUCAUUAUUGGAUGGAUAAUUUCUUUGCAUGCCUCUGGCGUUUGAGGAGCACGUGAUCCUCCACUACCAACCGGGAGUCUUUUUCAUGCUAUUUUAAAGGCUAACUCCGCCUACGUGAAGCCGGUGGAGUGCCCCGGCGUCAAUAACGAGUGCAUCCCAGGACACAAGCUUUUGUUUACUUCCCGCAGUCAUUUGACAGGAAUGGCAGACGAGGUUCUAUUUGAAUUUCUCCAUAUGGAGAUCGUGUCACAUGUUUACAAGGAGCAGCAAUCCAGUAAAGGAGAGAUGGACAACAAGGACAGAGCUGUCUGUGUUUCUGUCCUGGAAGGGAUGGGCUUCAGGGUGGGACAAGGACUCAUUGAGAGGUUGACCAGAGACUCCCCCAGCUUUAAAGAUGAGUUGGAUGUAAUGAAGUUCAUCUGUAAAGACUUCUGGACAAAGGUCUUCAAGAGGCAGGUUGACAACCUCAGAACCAACCAUCAGGGGACCUACGUUUUGCAGGACAACAAGUUUGCACAGCUGACUCAGCUCUCUAAUGGGAAACAGUACCUGGAUCAGGCUCCUAAGUACCUCGCCUUUUCGUGUGGUGUGGUGAGAGGAGCUCUGUCCAACCUUGGUCUAGACAGCGUGGUGACAGCUGAGGUCUCUGUCAUGCCAUCAUGUAAGUUCCAGGUGGUUAUCCAGAAAUUGUGACGUGAUCCUCUCUGCUGCCGUGGUGCUGAUGGGCAGGACUCUAUCCAUGAAGGGUUCUGCUAAUCCUAAAAAGAGGGCAGUAGUUUCUGUUCUACCAUUGAGCAGUGCAACCACAGAGGGAAUCAAACACCAUCUUGACUUUCGCUCCAGGGCCAAACAGGACUAGCCAGGUUCUGCUGACAACCAGGUACAGUACUGUACCUAAGGACAGGGCUAAACAGGGUUAGCCAGGGCUUACUUUUUACUUAAACUAUAAAGCAAACAAAGCAAGAUUUUUUUUUUUCCUUUUGCAUCUUGUUUUUGGUAGCGGGUUAUUUCCCAACUAAGCUAAACAAUACACAAUACUUUCAUCCUCUGUUUUAACUAAAUAAGUGGAGCUGCACCCUGACUGACCCCACAUGGCUGAGCUUUGAAAAGAAAUGUUAGCUGUCAGUCGCUGUGAACACAGUAACGUUAAUGUGAUUGUAUAGUAAAUGUUAAGGUGAUUCGAUGUUUGUAAUGUGUUGCAGUGUCUGUGUUACUAGGUAACAGUUGGAAAUGAAUUGAUAUAUAAUGAUAUUUAAAGCCUUACCAAUUCCCAUAACAUACUUUUUUGCGUCCUUCCAAAUAAUAGCUAAUGAGCCUUAACAGCUGGCUCAUCAGAUUCAUAAUUUCCACAGUUGUCUCUCUGCAGACUCAUAAAGGUGUAACCAGCUCCUGGUGCUUUGCUCUGCCUUGUUGCAGAUUGCCUUUAGAAGCUGGGUGUUUCCGAUAUACUGGUGGUCAUUAACAUUUCUGUUCAUUUGAUGGCAAAAUGCAAAUCUAAGAUGAGUCAUUGGCACAGGAUUUUUACUGUAAUUGUGUUAUAUUAUUAGAUGUGAUAAUAAUUUCUAGCUUCAUACAAAUUUGACAGUUGAAUAACAACUACUUAGUGAGCAUUGCAGAACCACUCAAACUGGGUUUACAGUUUAUUAUUUCUUCUAUAAAGAUGUACAUUUUUAUCCUUUGUACAGCAUUUAUAUGUAAAUGUUCAGUAUUGAGAGUUGCGUAGCAAGGCUAGAGACUAGCUUGAGUUGCCAUACAAUAAGUUGCAAAUGUGAUUGAAUCAUGUUGUAAGGCUUUAAAAUGAUUAAAAUGGAUUUUUGGGUUA